Pygocentrus nattereri (red-bellied piranha) is the source of this 4514-nucleotide messenger RNA. RefSeq names its product zinc finger DHHC-type palmitoyltransferase 15b (gene zdhhc15b). The record is from RefSeq and is a predicted model, not a curated record. The transcript has 13 exons. Gene Ontology annotation, cellular component: Golgi apparatus; endoplasmic reticulum. Gene Ontology annotation, molecular function: protein-cysteine S-palmitoyltransferase activity. Gene Ontology annotation, biological process: protein targeting to membrane; synaptic vesicle maturation; peptidyl-L-cysteine S-palmitoylation. The coding region runs from base 258 to 1265 and encodes 335 amino acids. NCBI's taxonomy places the organism in Eukaryota, Metazoa, Chordata, Actinopteri, Characiformes, Serrasalmidae.
UGUCAUGUGUCCCUGCCACCACUAAUUAACCUACCCCGACGAUUGACCCGUUCCACCUUAAACUGGGCAGCAGUUUAAGGUGGAACGGAACAGUUCGCGGGCGGAUAGGAAGUGAAACUGAAAUCUGAAAGCCGUGACGACGCUGUUCCGCCGUCUGGCCGCAGUUCCGUAAAUCAAGCGCAGAUCCGCUCCGGACUGUUCCGCGGCGAGGACUGUCAGUGGCUGCCGGAGAACAUGAUCCGGGGCCGGGGUUGAAAAUGGCCAUUUCGAGGGGGCUGAGAUGCUGUCAGAGGAUAUUUUCCUGGAUCCCCGUCGUGAUCAUUUCGUCCGUGGUGCUGUGGUCGUACUACGCUUAUGUGUUUGAGCUCUGUUUUUUUACUCUCCACAACACUCUGGAGAAAGUGACCUACGUUCUGGUGUUCCAUGUGUGCUUUGUGAUGUUCUGCUGGACCUACUGGAAGGCCAUAUUUACUCCACCCUCCACGCCGUCCAAAAAGUUCCACCUCUCCUUUAGUGACAAAGAGAGGUAUGAGAUGGAGGAGAGGCCGGACGUGCAGAAGCAAAUCCUGAUUGACAUAGCAAAGAAGCUCCCCAUCUUCACACGGGCUCAGUCAGGAGCUAUCAGGUUCUGCGAUCGCUGUCAACUGAUAAAGCCUGACCGCUGUCACCACUGUUCAGUCUGUGAAACGUGCGUCCUGAAAAUGGAUCAUCACUGUCCGUGGGUGAACAACUGUGUCGGAUUCUCAAACUACAAAUUCUUCCUGCUCUUUCUGUCUUACUCCAUGCUCUACUGUGUCUUCAUCGCAGCAACUGUUUUCCAGUAUUUCCUGAAGUUCUGGGUGGGCGAGCUUCCAAACGACCGUGCUAAGUUCCAUGUCUUGUUCCUGUUGUUUGUGGCUCUCAUGUUCUUUGUCAGCCUCAUGUUUCUUUUUGGCUACCACUGCUGGCUGGUGGCUAAGAACAGGUCCACGUUGGAGGCUUUCUCAGCGCCAGUGUUCCAGAACGGUCCCGACCGGAAUGGUUUUAACGUUGGCGUCCGCAAAAACCUUACACAGGUUUUUGGAGAAGACAAAAGGCUCUGGCUUUUCCCGGUGUUCACCAGUCAAGGCGAUGGCCACUAUUUCCCCCUGAGGACCCUGUGCGAAUCUCAGAACCCCUUAUUGGCCAGUGAGGGGAGAUGGGGGGAGGACGGCGGAUCAGAUGAAGACAGCACAGAUGGUGAAGUGGAACAUGACCCUUCAGUCACCAUUGAUGUGGAAUACUAAUUAAUGGAUGAGCUACAUUUUUUUAAGAGCACUUUCAGUUGCUUUAGGCAUGAACUUGAAUCAUAUGAAGCACCAAACACUCGGUUGAGGCGACUGCAUUCCAAAUACUGGGAGACGCACGGAAAACUAUGUCCAUGGAGCGCCAAAUAUCUGGAGGGGACCACUGAGUGUUACCCUGUGUUUUUUUUUUUUUUUUUUUAAUUAUCACUCCUUGAUGUUUUCCAUCCAUGUGAAUCCUUUUGAGAAACGCCAAGGACCGUCACUGACUGAGCUCGGGCUUGGACUUGGUUUGUCUUCUUCUCACAAGGUAAUCAUGAGCUGGAUGAGGUUGUACCUCAAAUUCUUUCACAUUUCAGCAUUCAGCUUCCGCCAUUGCCAGUGGCAGCCAGCGUCGCAGCGUGUACAUAAGGUCCACCUGGAACAGCAGAAGAGGAACUUGCGCCCGUUUCGAGGUCAGCCACUUCCGCUCUUAUGCGCUUCCCAUCCCGCCUUGAGAAGCUCAGAUAAAAGCUGUCCAUUUAUCCACUGCACAGUACAGCAGAGCAUGGCGUCUCUCCAGGCCUUAAAGAUGCAUCAAAGACUCAAUGCUUUUCUGUAGAAUCACUGUGGUGCAGCCUAAACGUGUCCACCUUUUUUAGCGAAUGUUAAAAUUGAUAUCGUCCUUUUAUUAUGAUGUAUAGUAAGUAUGUUGGUUAUGUGUGUGUCUAGAAGUGCAGAUAGGACAUUUGAGGUGUUGUCAUUUGUUACCCUGGUUGGGGAGGGGUGGGGUGGGGGGGCGUUAACUAUCAUGAGAUUCAUUAUUAUUAUUUUUUUAAUUUAUCAUGUUUAUUAACGGUGAUUCACGAAUAAAUGUAUCAUGCCUUGCUGCCAUUUUCCACACGGACACUUUACGUCAGGGUGGCCAGUCUUAUCCGCAAAGGGCCGCACGUUGCUUGGUCAUUGCGACGUGACGUUGGAACAACCCCGCCGUAAAAGUCACAGCAGGUGCAGCAGGUGCAGUUAUGAACUGCCGGGGCAGAUUUUGUUCAGGGAUGUUACAGUUGUUGCUGUUACUGGUGAAAGUCGUGAUAGAUGUCAUGACUGCGGAAGUCCAGAGAGGCCACGAGGCGGCUGUAAUUUUCUGAAUAACUUAUUUCAAAAUAACAAUAUUGUGACCCUGAAUAACGAGUUACUUAUCUCAAAAUAACCAAGUUAUCUUAAUGAGGUCAUUAUAUUGUGAUCUCAAGAUAAAGAUAAAGUUUGUUACAUUUGAGAUAACAGGAUGAUUAACUUAUCUCAAAAUAAAAAUCCAUAAAGUUGUAAAGUCCAUGAUACAAAGUUGUUAUCUUGAGAUGAGUUAUCUGAAGAUAACAAAUUGUUGUCUUGAAAUAAUGAGUUGCUUGUUAUCUCCAGAUAACAAGUUAUCUUAAGAUGAAUUGUCUUGUAAUCUCACGACAACAACUUUUAUAUUGAAGUUAUUUAUCUUAUUUCAAGGUGACUUAUUUCAAGACUUUUGUAAUGUUACCUCAAGAUAACUUAUCUUUAGAUAUGUUAAUUAUCUUGUGAUCUCUAAAUAACAAUUGUGGUCUAUGAGGUAUUUAUCUUUAUUUUAAGGUCGCAAAAUUGUCGGUCUCGAGAAGUGUAAACAAAUGUUUUCUUUAAUUAGAUGACGAGUGAUUUAUCUUGUUCUCUCAAGAUAACGCUCCAGAAAAUCGCAGCAGCAGCUCAUGGCCUCUCCGGACUUUCGUACAUGACGUUGGACUUUGACACGCAGCACUGCUAUAUUAAUAAACAGUCAUAAGUCGCGUGCGUCAUGUUUAUGUGUCCGUGUCACGCAGCAGUUCUAGCUAACGAACUGUUUGAAGACGGAGACCAAAACAUGCCGCUGUCCUCACGGAAGCACCUGAUUCCACCUGGCGACCGACAACCUCACCAGCCCUUUGUGGGUAAGACUGGGGACCCUUGCUUUACUAGAAAAAUAUGGUAUGUCAUAAUCUAGAACCAGUGUUUUUGCAGUAAAGUUCAGUGUUCUAGUUCAGUGUUCUUCCCGUGUUCCGCUCAGAAACGCCUGAUUCGACUGAUUCGCCAAGUCUUUCAUGAGUUGGAUCAGGUGAUGAAAGGAAACGAGGAACGGCGGCUGUGCUGAAGGAUUUGUCAAACACGGAACUAGAUGCUCCGAGUUCCCCUGAAGCUGGCCUUUGUUCCUCUGAAUAAAGAGCUUAUCUCGCUCUCUAAUUCCAGUUCAGAGAGGAGAGCUACUGUUCGUUUACUUGGUUCUAUUCAGACAGAAUGGGAUUAAGUCAUGGAUCAUGCCGACUGUAUUUCAUAUCAUCAGCACCACGUCCCUUUCUGGCCUUAAGCCUUUUGUCCGCUUGUUCUUGUGUAAACGCUGUUUUCCGUUCACGCCUUGUCGGAUGCCUGUGUGUGAGCCAUGUGGUCCUUCUUGAACGGUCCUGUUGAUGCUGUUACACGUAUUCCUCCUGUUUUCAGAGUCGCCUUCAUGUGCAUAACCUCUGCAAACACAUUUAUGCCUCGCUUACAGAUAUAUUUUCAAACGGUACAGUUAUGCAUUGUUUAAGCAAAGAAAGAAUCGGAGCACUGCGUAUGAUGAACGUCAACAUGUGAUUAAAAAAUGAAAACGAUGAAUAAAAUCCACCUUUUUUAAAUAUAUUUCUUCAGUGGGGUUUUUAAACGAGGAGAUCCGACCCAGGGGAGAGUGGAGUUGGCACUGUGUUGAUUUCUAGGUCAUUCAUUCAUUUAAUCAAGAGCUCUUAAUCGCUGCUGUGGGAAGAAAACCCCGUAUCUCCAUCUCUGUCGUUGCCUGUUGUUUUACAUUGUGUGCAAAUUUCACGAUGAAUGGAUGAAAAGAAACCGCCCAAGGUGACGUCUGGUUCCAUUGACUUACAUUAAAAUUAAGGCAGUUUUUUUCUUUCUUUCUUCUCUCGCACAACAGCGAUUAUACAAAGUGUUAUUUUUAUGAUUAACCUUUAUUAGAGAAUAAAACGUGUUUUCCAUUAUACAUCAGCUGUUAUUCUUUUAUAAAACUGUAUAUUCAAAAUAGUUCAGAUGUAUAGCAUUUCAUAUAUUAAUUUUAUUUAAUAGCACUGGAAAUCCUCUCUAUUUUGAUAUGAUUUUAAAGCUAAUAAAAAGUAAUAACAGCCAGCUAACAAAGUAAAUAGUGAGUGGUGGAAAAAAAAAUGUAUAAUGAAUUAGAAAUUGUGAUGUUUUAAUUUGGGUUAAUAAAAGAAUAUUAAAUAAAUGAAUAAAGAG